Caenorhabditis briggsae is the source of this 1467-nucleotide messenger RNA. Bases 1 to 1467 code for a protein of 488 amino acids. Lineage: Eukaryota; Metazoa; Nematoda; Chromadorea; Rhabditida; Rhabditidae. Gene Ontology annotation, cellular component: membrane. The record is from RefSeq and is a predicted model, not a curated record. The transcript has 6 exons.
AUGGGAGCAUUACUCGCAGCUCCGGCAUGUGCUGCUUCGUCAGCAUGCUGUUUCGGAAGUGCAGCGUGUUCACUAUGCUGCUCAUUCUGCCCAACUACAAAGAGCUCGACGACUACUCGUAUCAUGUACGCUUUCAUGCUAUUCACUAGCACCUUCCUUUCUUGUGUGAUGCUGCUACCAGGAAUUCAGAAUAAACUGGCCGAGAAUAAAUGGUUUUGCGAAGGGUUGAAUGAAUAUGCGGGGAUAAGUUGUGCACAUGCCACUGGAUUCCAAGCCGUGUAUCGUGUUUGUGCUGCCACUGCUUCGUUCUUCUUCCUCUUCAUGUUGAUGAUGAUCGGAGUAAAAGACUCGAGUGACAAAAGAUCGUCGAUUCAAAACGGAUUCUGGUUUUUCAAAUAUAUGAUUCUGGGAUUAAUGAUUGUUGGAUUUUUCUUCAUCCGCAGUGAAAGCCUCGCAACUCCUCUCAUGUACAUUGGACUGCUCGGCGGAUUCAUGUUCAUUCUCAUCCAGCUCAUACUUAUCGUAGAUUUUGCCCACAGUCUUGCUGAAGCUUGGUUGACUUCAUACGAAGAGAGUGAAUCCAACUAUUGCUACGCCGGGCUUCUUUCCACCGUUUUCGGAGGAUUUGCUCUUGCCAUUGCAUCUGUCGUCAUCAUGCUUAUUUUCUACACCACCGGCGAGGGAUGUGGACUUCCAAGAUUCUUCAUCAUUUUCAACACACUUCUCUGUGUGGGACUGACGGCGCUUUCUUUGGCUCCUGCCGUUCAAGAAGUCUCUCCACGAUCUGGACUGGUUCAAGCCGUCAUGAUCACUGGAUACGUAAUGUAUUUGACAUGGGCUGCUCUGAUCAACAAUCCCGACAAGCAAUGCAAUCCAUCGCUCAUCAGCAUCUUCACUGGAAACUCAACUGAUCCAGCGCACAAGGAUAAGGAUGCACAUUAUGGAAUCCCACUUCCAGCUCAAUCGAUUGUGUCUCUUUUCCUCUGGUUCGCAUGUCUUCUGUAUGCAUCGAUUCGCAACUCCACCAACACUUCUCUCGGGAAAAUCACUGGAGUUGGAAAUAAUUCCGGGGAAGCUGUUCAACUAAGUAUGAAGGGUGGUUCGUGCUUUAUUUUCCCUUUUUAUGUGUCGAAAUGUUCUCUUCCCAAGUGUUUUUUUGUGCCAAAAAAGCAUUCUAAUUUAGAAUUUACAGCUGAUGAUUCGGAGUCGCAAAGCUCUCAACGAGUUUAUGAUAGCGAAGAGGAAGGUGUUGCUUAUUCGUACAGUUUCUUCCAUUUCAUGUUCGCCCUUGCAUCUCUAUACGUGAUGAUGACACUCACAUCGUGGUAUAAACCAGACAACGACUUGUCUCACCUCAAUUCGAACAUGGCCUCUGUAUGGGUGAAAAUCAUUUCCUCGUGGGCCUGCGUUGGAUUGUAUUGUUGGACCUUGAUCGCACCAGUGGUGUUCCCAGACAGAGAAUUUUAA